Diospyros lotus (date-plum) is the source of this 1625-nucleotide messenger RNA. RefSeq names its product deSI-like protein At4g17486. Gene Ontology annotation, molecular function: deubiquitinase activity. The transcript is spliced from 5 exons. Gene Ontology annotation, biological process: protein deubiquitination. Lineage: Eukaryota; Viridiplantae; Streptophyta; Magnoliopsida; Ericales; Ebenaceae. The coding region runs from base 623 to 1369 and encodes 248 amino acids. The record is from RefSeq and is a predicted model, not a curated record.
ACAUUUUCAGUUUAAAGACGAUAAAAGAGGAGAGAGAGAGAGAGAGAGAGAGAGACAGAGAGAGAGAGUUCAUUUGCGAGCUGAACAUCCUAUAUUUGGAGGUGUUUGUCUUCUUCUUCAUCUUCCUUUAUCAUCUUUAGUUUGUUGGGAAUAUGUUUUUUGGGGGAUAAAAUGGUUUAUUUAUCCGGAUUUGAAGGCAUAAAGAGUAGGGGAAAAGCUUGCGUGGCUUGAAAACUAGGAGCAGCCUUCGCCAGAAAUUUUAACUCUUGAGUUUGCUUUGUUACCUCACCUGGGGGCUGGGGCUGCGGCUGAGGCUGAGAGGGGCUGGCUGGGUUAGCUGCAGAUUUGCUCUGCUCUCUAUGCACGUACAGUGAUUUUUGUACGUAUUAUUCUGCAGUAGCUGCUAGCCUGCUGCUUUACUCUUUACGCGUCUUCUCUUUCAAUGGAAAUCCUCUCCGCAUCUGAUCUUUGUCAAUUUGGAAACUGUAGCUUUGGUGAAUCAACUACAGAACAUGUAGUCAAGAAAAGGUCUCACGCAGCAUGCUUUUAGGAUUCUGAUUUGUCCAUGCAUGCAGAUUACAAGUUGCCUUGAGUGACCAUUGGUCUCACUCUCAGAAGCAACAUGAAACUUGGAUUGAAGAAAGGAUGGAAACCAAAAGUGCCUUUUCGUUUGAGAGCCAAAUCAGCCACCCGUUUUUGCUUAUUUCCCAAAGUCAAACCAUCUAGUUAUGGUCCUGGAAAUACACCAGUUUAUCUAAAUGUGUAUGACUUGACACCUAUGAAUGGCUAUGUCUAUUGGGCUGGUUUUGGCAUCUUUCAUUCUGGAGUAGAAGUCCAUGGAGUAGAAUAUGCUUUUGGAGCUCAUGACUAUCCAUCCAGUGGUGUCUUUGAGGUUGAACCUCGACAAUGCCCAGGCUUCAAGUUUAGGAGGUCAAUACAUAUUGGAACUACAUCCUUGGAUCCAGUCCAGGUUAGGGAGUUAAUUGAGCGCCACUCUUCAAACUAUAAUGGUGACACAUAUCACUUGAUUGCCAAGAACUGCAACCAUUUUUGCAAGGACAUUUGUUACAAGCUGACAGGGAAACCAAUUCCAAAAUGGGUAAAUCGCCUGGCAAAAAUAGGUUCAACCUUCAACUGUAUACUGCCGGAAGCACUUAAGAUUUCUGCUGUAAGACACGAUCCGAGUUACGAAGCUUGUGAAAGCGAAAAGAGAAGUCUGAGAAGUUCCGUCAGUUGCCUGUCGUCUAUCUCAAUGAGGCAAAGGCAGUUAUCAACUUCAUCGUUGUUCUUACAAUCACCCUUGAAGGGCUGCUUACCUCCCUGGGAGCUGAGAAAAUCGAGCAAUGGCCCACUACUAAAGGAAAGGUAGGUUUCAAAAUCCAACCCUUUAAUGCAUCCACAAGCUAGCUGUGUUGAGUAAACAUUGGGUGGGGGGGGGGGGGGAGGCAGCUUGGUGUUGUCUUUGUAUUUUGGGGCCGUGUGUGUAGCAUCGCUUGUUGUCUUUUGUAACAUUGUUAUGUUUGUUAUGUUUCUUCUAUGCUUAAAUUCCUCUUAUUUAUCCUAUUUUGUGUUCCUCUACUAACAUCAUGUAAAGACAGUGGGGUAGUAGAAUGGUUUUGUGAACA